CUCUCAUUGGAUUCGGAGGUUAAUGCCAACAACCAGCUAUAUAUGAUGUGUUUGCCCUUCGUGCUUUGUUGCUAGAAGUGGUAUGUGGUAGAAGACUGGUGGAUGUCUAUCCUAUCUUGAGUUUGAAUUGUUGUUUCUGUCGUGAACUUGAGCUGCUGCUUUAUCUCUAUGUUUUGAAUUUGAGUUGCUGUUUCUAUCUUGAAGUUGAACUGCUGCUCUAUCUCCAGGUGGUUUGUUUGGUUCGGUUGGCUUAUCUCCAGGACUUCUGUUGGUUAUUCUAACAAUCCCUUCGAAGAUCUAUAAUCAGUGAAAUACCUAACAUGGCAGCAACAAAGGUAAGCCUGAAGCUUUUGAUAGACAAAAAGAGCCAUCGAGUGCUCUUUGCUGAAGCAGACAAUAAGUUUGUUGAUUUCCUCUUUAGCAUUUUAACUCUGCCCGUUGGAACUGUCACUAUGCUCUUACAAGAGGAAAAGAUGCAGGCAGGCUGCCUGCAUAGCCUAUACGAGAGCGUAGAUAAUCUGAGUGAUGAUAUUUACUUUCGGCCAGACCAAGAUAAAGACUUUCUGCUAAAACCAAAAGUAGCCAUUUCUGAUGCUAGAGUCCCUCUCCUCUUGCCAAGCGUUGAGCAGUCAUAUACAGCCAGGAAUUUUUAUAGGUGUGUGCAAGUCAAUACUGGCAGUGCCAGGUACAGCAAUUGUGGUAAAUACGUGGCUAAUGACUGGAGAGCAAUUUGUCCUCAUUGCAAGAGUUUAAUGUACACCGAGCUAAAAUACGUAGAGUACCGGCCACCAAGGGAUAUCAAGGCAUCCUCCUCUAGUGAAGAAGGUUACGUGAAAGGGGUGAUUACUUACAUGGUGAUGGAUGAUCUUGAAGUGAAGCCCAUGUCCGCUAUAUCUGCUAUCACUUUACUUAGCAAGUUCAAUGUCAUGGACUUAGGGGCUGUUGAGGAGAAGGUGGUCGAUUUUGGCACGGAUAAGGGUGUUAAAUUGCUCAAGGCUUGUCUGCAGUCGAAAACUGUUCUGACUGAUGUUUUCCUCACUGCCGAGACCACUAUAACUGGGGAGUCAGUUAAAAAAAAGAGUGUACUAGUUAAAAGGAGGAGGGUUGUGUAAGAAUAAUAUUCCUCUACAACUCUCACACAAUUUUAUCUCUCAUUGUGUGGAUUUCACAUGUGGCACUCACAUGCAUGGACCCACACAAUGUGAGAGAGGUUGUGUGGGAGUUGUGUGGAAAUCACUUCCCAAUUGUGUAAUUGCCAUAGAAAGUGUUGCAGACGAAGCUAUAAUGUUGCGGCAAGACAUCUCUAGUUUACUGACCACCUUCGAUUUUCGAAGGGUAAAUACUUUUGGAUGACCGACAUGUAUCCGCCGUGUGAAGGCAAGAUUGCUAAUUUGGUGGUGAUGUUUUAGUUGCAAUCUUGUUUCUUAUUUUGUUUUUGAAGUAAACCUAUGUUAUUUAUAAUAUUAUAUU
Molecule: messenger RNA, 1470 nt
Organism: Alnus glutinosa
Lineage: Eukaryota; Viridiplantae; Streptophyta; Magnoliopsida; Fagales; Betulaceae
Exons: 2
Coding region: 321-1112 (263 amino acids)
Source: RefSeq, a predicted model, not a curated record